AAUGCCUCUCUUUCAUCAUCAAUUGCAUCGCCGCCUGGGACAGCACAGAAUAAGACCUCAAGUUCAGGAGAUGCUGUGAAAACUGAGAUCACUGAGCUUGAUGGCCUGGGUUUUAUGGAAGAUGUUCCUGGUUCACUUGGUAAAUUACUAUUACCUCCUUCCAAAGAGAUCAAGUGCUUGGAGAGCAUUGUUUUUUCAUCCUUCAAUCCUCCACCGAGCUAUAGAAGGCUUGUAGGUGACUUAAUUUAUUUGGAUGUGCUGACAUUGGAGGGUAAUAAAUAUUGUAUUACUGGAACCACAAAGAUAUUUUAUGUUAAUUCUAGCACUGGGGAUGUCCUUGAUCCUAGGCCAAGUAAAGCUGGUUUAGAAGCAACUACCCUAGUUGGACUUUUGCAAAAGAUUAGCGCUAAGUUCAAAAAAGCUUUUCGUGAAAUAUUGGAGAAAAAGGCUGCUGCUCAUCCUUUUGAACAUGUUCAAUCACUUUUGCCACCCAACUCAUGGCUCGGAUUAUAUCCUGUUCCGGAUCACAAGCGUGAUACAGGCAGAGCAGAGGAUGCACUAAUACUUUCGUAUGGCAGCGAGCUGCUUGGUAUGCAAAGAGAUUGGAAUGAGGAAUUGCAAUCUUGUAGGGAAUUUCCCCACACAAAUCCUCAGGAGAGGAUGUUGCGGGAUAGAGCUCUUUACAAAGUGACUUCUGACUUUGUUGAAGCAGCAAUUGGUGGAGCUAGCGGAGUCAUUGGUAGAUGUAUACCACCCAUCAAUCCAACUGAUCCGGAGUGCUUUCACAUGUAUGUUCACAACAACAUAUUCUUCAGUUUUGCUGUCGAUGCGGAUCUUGAACAGCUCUCCAGGAAAUGUGCAUCUGAUGGUGAUUCAAGUGCUGAUAAUACAAAUACAUAUGAAAGGGUGGCUGGUAACUUACUGCGUGGAGAAUCUGGAACUUCAAAUGCAGCAGUAUGUGAUGGAAUAACUGUAGUAGAACCAAAUGGUGAUGUAGACCUGUCUCAAGUGCCUACUGAGACUCAGUUAGCUGAAAGCGAGCAGGCUACUUAUGCCUCUGCAAAUAAUGACUUGAAAGGCACCAAGGCAUUCCAGGAAGUUGAUGUCCCUGGACUGUAUAAUCUGGCUAUGGCCAUAAUUGAUUACAGAGGUCAUAGGGUGGUGGCACAGAGUGUAUUGCCUGGAAUUCUUCAAGGAGACAAAUCAGAUUCCCUUUUGUACGGUUCUGUUGACAAUGGUAAAAAAAUAUGCUGGAAUGAAGAGUUCCAUUCUAAGGUGCUGGAGGCUGCCAAACGCCUUCAUAUAAAGGAACACACAGUUCAUGAUGGAUCUGGAAAUAUUUUUAAAUUGGCUGCUCCAGUUGAAUGCAAGGGCAUUGUCGGUAGUGAUGACCGGCAUUAUCUUUUAGACUUGAUGAGAGUGACUCCUCGUGACGCAAAUUAUACUGGACCUGGAUCCCGAUUUUGUAUCUUAAGACCAGAACUAAUUACCACUUUUUGCCAGGCUGAAGCUGUAGAAAGAGCAAAUUGUAAGCCGAAAUCAGAUGGUGAUGCUGGUGGGGCUGCUGAUCCUUCAGAAGCUGCUGCUGUUAGAGUUGUGGAUGGAGCAGAGGGUAGUGUAACCCCAAUUUUUGACAAUGCCCUGCAUCUGACACAAGAGAGGAAGACAGAGCCUGUCCAAGAAUGUAAUUCUGGUGACUCUGGACCUGUAGAAAGCUCUGAACCAAAUGGGGAUAUAUUUUUCAACCCCAAUGUUUUUACCGACUUUAAAUUGGGUGGAACUGAAGGGGAGAUAAUAGCAGAUGAAGAAAAUGUGAGAAAAGCUAGUUUAUAUCUUGUGGAAGUUGUUCUUCCGAAAUUUAUUCAAGAUCUUUGCACCCUUGAGGUUUCACCUAUGGAUGGCCAAACAUUAACUGAAGCUCUUCAUGCUCAUGGAAUUAAUGUUCGAUACAUUGGAAGGGUUGCAGAAGGAACUAAGCAGCUACCUCACCUGUGGGACCUUUGUGUCAAUGAGAUUAUAGUCAGGUCUGCAAAACAUGUUCUCAAGGAUGUUUUGAGAGAUACUGAGGAUCAUGAUCUUGGACCUGCAUUAUCACAUUUUCUGAAUUGUUUGUUUGGAAGUUGUCAAACUGUUGGUGGGAAAGUUGCUGCCAUGCAUUCCAGAGGCCAGAAGAAAGAACAACCAGGUCAGUAUUCAAGCAAGGGUUUGAAGGGCCAAAGCAGGGGAAAGGCAAAAUCACCAAGAAAGAGUUAUUCCUCUUAUAUGAAUGUUAGCUCAGAUAAGCUGUGGUCUGACAUUCAGGAAUUCUCAGAACUGAAGUAUCGGUUUGAGUUGCCAGAUGACGCAAGAGCACGAGUCAAGAAAAUUCAUGUUAUACGGAACCUCUGCCAGAAGGUGGGCAUUACCAUCUCUGGCCGCAAAUAUGAUCUUACUGCUGCAACCCCUUUUGAAGCAUCAGAUGUAUUGAAUCUUCAACCAGUGGUUAAACAUUGUAUUCCUGUAUGUACGGAAGCUAAAGAUCUUGUGGAAAUGGGAAAAAUUCAGUUGGCUGAGGGUAUGCUUAGUGAAUCAUUUGCACUUUUUACGGAGGCACUUCAAAUGUUCCAACAGGUGACUGGUCCAGUGCACCGAGAAGCUGCUAACUGCUGCCGGUAUCUUGCCAUGGUUAUGUAUCAUGCUGGGGAUAUGUCUGGAGCCAUAUCGCAGCAGCACAAGGAACUAAUCAUAAAUGAACGAUGUUUAGGCUUGGAUCACCCUGAUACUGCUCACAGUUACGGCAAUAUGGCUCUUUUUUACCAUGGACUCAAUGACCAAGAGACCGCUCUACGGCACAUGUCUAGGGCAUUGCUCUUAUUAAGUUUAUCGUCUGGCCCAGAUCACCCUGAUGUUGCUGCUACUUAUAUAAAUGUAGCAAUGAUGUACCAGGAUCUGGGAAAGAUGGACACAGCUCUCCGCUACCUGCAGGAGGCAUUGAAAAAGAAUGAGAGGCUUCUGGGCCCAGAACAUAUUCAAACGGCUGUAUGCUAUCAUGCACUAGCUAUUGCAUUCAACUGUAUGGGUGCAUUUAAACUCUCUCAACAGCAUGAGAAGAAAACCUAUGAUAUACUUGUCAAACAGCUUGGUGAAGAGGAUUCAAGG
Molecule: messenger RNA, 3138 nt
Organism: Carica papaya (papaya)
Lineage: Eukaryota; Viridiplantae; Streptophyta; Magnoliopsida; Brassicales; Caricaceae
Source: RefSeq, a predicted model, not a curated record